Messenger RNA from Trichoderma gamsii, 396 nucleotides. RefSeq lists its product as hypothetical. The coding region runs from base 1 to 396 and encodes 131 amino acids. Gene Ontology annotation, molecular function: phosphatase activity. Lineage: Eukaryota; Fungi; Ascomycota; Sordariomycetes; Hypocreales; Hypocreaceae. The record is from RefSeq and is a predicted model, not a curated record. The transcript has 2 exons.
AUGGCUCAGCUCAAGACAGACUUUCCGCCAAUCCGGGCUUGCAUUUGCGAUAUGGACGGGCUUCUCAUUAACUCGGAAGAUAUAAUCACUCAGUCUACGAAUCAGCUUCAAAAGUACUCGAGGCCUACUCUGACUCUGUCCGUUCGGGCCCAGCUCAUGGGUAUUCCAGAUUCGACAAAUGGUGAAGUAUUCCACAACUGGGCAAAGCUGCCUAUCUCUCGCGAACAAUUCGCUCGUGAAUCGAAGGAACAGAUGCACAUGCUUUUUCUAAGCUGUGAGCCGCUACCUGGUGCGGAGAAGCUGUUGUCCAACCUCAGUCGUGCACGCAGUGCUUCCCCUGGCGACAGGAUCGAACUGCCAUUGGCAUCUAGCACGAAGAGUCACAGUUUGAGUUGA